AUGGAUGUUGAUUCGGCUUCUACUAGGUUAGGUAUCUUAGGCCCUACUACCACUUUUGGGUGGAAUUCGGAUGGUAGUAGUGGUGGUCUAUUAGUUUUAGUAUGGUCUAAUGAAGUUGUUGAUUGCUUGUUCUCUUCUAAAAACUUUAUCUUGUGUAAGAUGAAUGAAUAUAAUGGUAUUUUGAAGUAUAUCUUGUUUGUUUAUGGUGAACCUCAAGUUGAAAAUAGAAGGAUAGUAUGGGAACAAUUGCAAUGGUUUUUAGAGGAGUUUAAAAAUGUUCUUGUAAUAGGAGAUUUUAACCAAGUUGAAAGUGGAAGCAACAAUCUGGGGGGUUCAACUAGAAUUAGAGGCAUGGAGGCCUUCCUGGAUUGGAGGUUUAGUAGCAAUGUGACAGAAGUUCCUUUCUCGGGUCUGAGGUUUACCUGGAGCAAUAAAAGGGAGGGUGACGAGUUGAUUCUAGAAAGGCUGGAUCGGGCCUAUGUAACAGAGGAAUGGUUUGAUCACUCUCCGGAUGGGAAAAUUAUUCAUGAACCAAUAGUGUGUUCCGAUCACGCGGCUAUCACUUAUCUUGGUCAACCUACAGAAAUGGUCUCUAAUAGACCUUAUCAGAUCGAGAAUUGGUGUCUUCUGUUCCCUGAAAUCAAGGAACUAGUGGGGCAAACGUGGAAGGAGGAGUUUCCAGGGUCUCCAAUGUUCCAGCUCUCAAGGAAGUUAGAAAGGCUAAGGUCUAAGCUCCAAUACUGGUGUUUGGAACAUAAGCAAGUUUGGGGGAUAAACUGGAGGAAGCUUACAAAGGAUCUUAGAAACUCUGGGAUGAAAAUCACCUCAAUUCAGGAAGGAGAAGGGAAUAUUCGGCAGAUAAACCACCUUAUCCCGGAAAGUCAACUGAGUUUUAGUUUUUGGAAUCAAAGAAUGAAAACAAACUGGAUCAAAGGUGGGGAUUGUCCGACGCCAACUAUGUACAGGAGAGUAAAGCAAAGGCAGUCACAUAAUGUAAUCCUAACUUUAAGAAAUGAGGAGGAAGCAUGGGUGGAGGGUCAGGGUGAGGUGGAAGAGGUAAUUUUAUCUUCAAUCAAGAAUAUCUAUAAUCCAGUAUUGCCUGAGAAUCAUGGGGAAUACAUUGAUCUUCUUCUUUGA
Messenger RNA from Chenopodium quinoa (quinoa), 1137 nucleotides. RefSeq lists its product as uncharacterized. The coding region runs from base 1 to 1137 and encodes 378 amino acids. The record is from RefSeq and is a predicted model, not a curated record. The transcript has a single exon. NCBI's taxonomy places the organism in Eukaryota, Viridiplantae, Streptophyta, Magnoliopsida, Caryophyllales, Amaranthaceae.